CUCCCCGCUCUACCUCUCACCAGCUCUCCCGGUCACACCAGUUUAACAACUCUCUCAUCCGUUUUCGAUUCUUUUUUUCUCUGAGGUGAUCUUCUCCCUCCUUCCUCCUUUUGGAUCUGCAAAUGUGGUUCUGUCUUUCGGGCCAUUAACCUUUAGUUGUGUUCCAGAUCGAACGAUUCAGCCUCUGAUCUUCCGACAGGGGCAUACGUUUUAUUGAUUGGUUGAUUCACUGCUCAAACGCUUUACCCUCUGAUCGAUUAAGCAUGUGUGGUCUCUUUAAGAAGCUCGAUACAGAGAAUACUCUGGCCAAACCCAUGAACGAUGCUGAGUGUGAACAUUCGUUUUCCGCUUUACUUGAGUUUGCUGCGGAUAACGACGUGGAGGGCUUUAAGAAGCAUCUCUCUGCUGCUGUGCCUUGUAUCAUCAACCAGGUGGGUCUCUGGUACAGACGCCAGAGGUUCGCUAGAAGAAUGGUCGUCGAGCAAAGAACACCGCUGAUGGUUGCUUCGUUAUACGGGAGCUUGGACGUUGUCAAGCUUAUUCUCUCUUCCCCUGAAGCUGAGUUGAAUCUCUCGUGCGGUCCUGAUAAAAGCACCGCUCUUCACUGCGCUGCCUCUGGCGCUUCUGUGAAGGCCUUGGAUGUUGUCAAGCUGCUUCUGAGUGCAGGAGCUGAUCCUAACCUCCCUGAUGCUCAUGGGAACCGUCCCGUUGAUGUUCUCGCUGUGUCUCCUCACUCUCCUGGUUUGAGAACCAUCCUUGAAGAGAUCUUGAUGAAAGAUGAGACUAUAUCGUCUAGCUUGGGGUCUAGUUUCCGGUCUCUGUCUUCAUCUCCGGAUAACGGCUCCUCCUUACUCUCUUUGGAUUCGGUGUCUUCUCCAACUAAGGCCAAUGGUGUGGUGGAUGGAGGUUUUGAAUCAGAGAAAAAGGAGUACCCGAUUGAUCCAUCCUUGCCAGACAUCAAAAGUGGUAUCUACUCAACAGACGAGUUCCGUAUGUUCUCGUUCAAGAUCCGUCCGUGUUCUCGAGCUUACUCCCACGACUGGACCGAGUGUCCCUUCGCGCAUCCAGGCGAGAACGCCAGGAGAAGAGACCCGAGGAAGUUUCACUACACCUGCGUCCCGUGCCCUGACUUCAAGAAGGGCUCAUGCAAGCAAGGCGAUAUGUGCGAGUAUGCUCACGGUGUGUUUGAAUGCUGGCUACACCCUGCUCAGUACAGAACACGUUUGUGCAAGGACGGGACUGGUUGCAACCGUAGGGUUUGCUUCUUCGCUCACUUGAAAGAAGAGCUGCGUCCUCUGUACGCUUCCACAGGCUCUGGAUUACCAUCUCCUCGUGCUUCCUCCUCUGCUAUGGACAUGGCUUCUGUUUUGAACAUGUUACCAGGCUCGCCGUCUUCUGCUGCUCAGCAACACUCUUUCACGCCUCCGAUCUCUCCUUCUGGAAACGGUGUCAUGCAGCCUCCUCAUUCAUCCAUGGGUUGGCCUCAACAGAACAUACCGGCUCUGCAUCUUCCUGGAAGCAAUGUCCAGCUGAGUCGUCUGAGAUCUUCUCUGAACGCUAGAGAUGUGCAAGAGUUUGAAAUGCACAUGUCUUCCAGUCCACGCUUUAUGAAUCACUCCGCUCGUCCCAAGAACCUGGAGGAACAUUUCUCAGCCGCCGAGGUCUUAUCGCCACGUUUCUCUGAUCAGCUCGCUGUCUCGUCUGUUCUAUCACCUUCCCACAAGUCAGCGCUUCUUAAUCACCUGCAGAGUAGUAAUAAGCAGCAGAGCAUGCUUUCUCCCAUCAGGACAAACUUAAUGUCUUCUCCGAAGAACGUGGAGCAGCAUUCUCUGCUGCAGUCACCGCGAGGCAUGGAGCCUAUCUCUCCGAUGAACGCUCGGAUGAAACAGCAGCUGCAUUCGCGCAGCCUUAGCUCCCGUGAGUUUGGAUCCAAUCUUCCACGCGAUGUGAUGCAGGGUGGUGGUGGUGACUCUGGUUCGCCGCUGAGUCCGUGGUCGAGUUGGGACCAGAACCAUGGAAACAAGGUGGACUGGUCGGUGCAAUCAGAUGAGUUAGGGCGGUUGAGAAAAUCACAUUCCUUGGCUAAUAAUAGUAACUCGAACAGGGAAGCAGAUGUGACAUGGGUUCAGCAGCUGGUGAAAGAGACUGCAUCACCUAGGAACAGCAGCAGCAGCAACCUAUCCAUGAACAUGAAUGGUGGCGCAAGGCCAUUGGUUCAAGGUGGUGGUUCGAGUGGGAACAUUCACAGCGACGGUCGUGAGAGUGACAUUCUUGAUGCGUGGCUCGACCAGCUGCAGCUUGAUCGCUAACUCAGUGUGAGAGAAAGAGAGAGAGGUUGAUGUGUUCUGUGAAGAUGUGAAACUGAUGAUGAUUUGUUUAUUUUAUUAUUCAAGAAAGCACAACGGAGAAGUCACACAAAAAAGGUCCUGGUAAGUGCUUUUUUCGAAUUACUAAUAACACCAAAAGGCUCAGUUUUUGUUUUCAGACUUCUUUCUGAAAUUUCAUUUACUUUGUUGUUGUAAUUUUUACCUCAUUAAAUUGAUUAUUAUCUCUUCUGUUGUAGCAAAGGGGAAAGUGUUCCUCUUUGUCUCUUAUUAUUCUCGUUUUUUUUUUAAUUUGUAUUCUCGUUUCUCAGUUGUUUCUAAUAAUAUCUCAAGUCAUAUUGUC
Molecule: messenger RNA, 2667 nt
Organism: Raphanus sativus (radish)
Lineage: Eukaryota; Viridiplantae; Streptophyta; Magnoliopsida; Brassicales; Brassicaceae
Product: zinc finger CCCH domain-containing protein 56
Exons: 2
Coding region: 264-2309 (681 amino acids)
Molecular function (GO): protein binding; metal ion binding
Source: RefSeq, a predicted model, not a curated record